Passer domesticus (house sparrow) is the source of this 3402-nucleotide messenger RNA. RefSeq names its product aldehyde dehydrogenase 4 family member A1 (gene ALDH4A1). The record is from RefSeq and is a predicted model, not a curated record. The transcript is spliced from 15 exons. Gene Ontology annotation, molecular function: L-glutamate gamma-semialdehyde dehydrogenase (NAD+) activity. Bases 178 to 1842 code for a protein of 554 amino acids. NCBI's taxonomy places the organism in Eukaryota, Metazoa, Chordata, Aves, Passeriformes, Passeridae.
ACACGGCCCGCACCCUCACACACAGCGCGCGACGGGCGCGGGGCCGCUUCUCCGGACCGCCGCCCCCGCUGGUUCAUUAAUUUAUUAAUUAAUCGAUGGUUGUGUCUCCUCCCCGCCCCUGCUCCCCCCGCGCGGUGGGUGGUGGCGGCUGCGGGCCGGGAGCGCGGCGGGGCCGGGAUGUGGCGGCGGCUGCGGGCGCUGAGGGACUGCGGGCGGAGAUGGCAGCACCGCGCGGCCAUCCAGGUGACCAACGAGCCCAUCCUGGAGUUCAAGCCGGGGAGCCCCGAGCGAGUGGCGCUCCAGAAGGCCCUCGCUGACCUGAAGGGCAAGACCGAGGAGAUCCCGUGUGUCAUCGGGGGGGAGGAGGUGUGGACCCCCACGGUGAGGUACCAGCUCUCGCCCUUUAACCAUGCGCACAAGGUGGCCAAGUACUGCUAUGCCAACAAGGAGCUCAUUAACAAGGCCAUUAACGCUGCCCUGGCAGCCAGGAAGGAAUGGGACCUGAAGCCUGUGCAGGACCGGGCCCAGAUCUUCCUGAAGGCAGCUGACAUGCUGAGCGGCCCACGGCGAGCUGAAGUGCUGGCCAAGACCAUGGUCGGGCAGGCCAAGACCGUGAUCCAGGCGGAGAUCGACGCCGCCGCCGAGCUCAUCGACUUCUUCCGCUUCAACGCCAAGUACGCGCUGGAGCUGGAGCAGAGCCAGCCCCUGAGCGUGGACAUCAGCACCAACUCCAUGGUCUACCGGGGGCUGGAGGGCUUCGUGGCUGCCGUGUCCCCCUUCAACUUCACGGCCAUCGGCGGCAACCUGGCGGGGGCUCCGGCGCUGAUGGGGAACGUGGUGCUGUGGAAGCCCAGUGACACGGCCCUGCUCUCCAGCUACGCCGUCUACAAGAUCCUGCUGGAGGCGGGGCUGCCCCCCAACGUGGUGCAGUUCGUGCCCUCCGACGGCCCCGAGUUUGGGGACACUGUCACCAGCUCCGAGCACUUCUGUGGCCUCAACUUCACCGGCAGCGUGCCGACCUUCAGGAGGCUCUGGAAGCAGGUCUCGGAUAACCUGGAGCGCUACCGCAACUUCCCGCGCCUGGCCGGAGAGUGCGGAGGGAAGAACUUCCACGUGGUGCACAGCUCUGCGGACGUGGGCAGCGCCGUGAACGGGACCCUGCGCUCGGCCUUCGAGUUCGGCGGGCAGAAAUGCUCCGCCUGCUCCCGGCUCUACGCGCCCGCCUCGCUGUGGCCCCACAUCAAAGAGAAGCUGCUGGAGGAGCACGGGAAGAUCAAAGUGGGAGAUCCCACCCAGGACUUUGGGACUUUCUUCUCGGCCGUGAUCGAUGACAAGUCCUUUGCCAGGAUCAGGGGCUGGCUGCAGCACGCCCGGAGCUCCCCGAACCUGACGGUGCUGGCGGGCGGCGGCUGCGACGACAGCGUGGGGUACUUCGUGGAGCCCUGCAUCGUGGAGAGCAGGGACCCCCGGGACCCCAUCAUGAGAGAGGAGAUCUUCGGGCCCAUCCUGACGGUGUUCGUGUACCCCGAGGGUCGCUACCGGGACGUGCUGGAGCUCAUCGACACCAGCACCCCCUACGGCCUCACGGGGGCGAUCUUCGCCCAGGAUAAGGCUGUCAUCGAGGAGUCCCUGAGGCUGCUGCGCCACGCCGCCGGCAACUUCUACAUCAACGACAAAUCCACGGGGGCCGUGGUGGCCCAGCAGCCCUUCGGGGGCUCCCGCAUCUCAGGCACCAAUGACAAGCCUGGUGGUCCCCACUACCUGCUGCGCUGGACGUCCCCGCAGGCCAUCAAGGAGACCCACGUGCCCCUGGGGGACUGGCGCUACGCCUACAUGCAGUGACCCUGGGGACAGCCAGCCCGGGGACACUGCCACCCACAGCACUAACACUACUGACCCCUCACCCCCUCCCGGGAGUCAUUUAAAAAAAAAAGAAAGAAAAAAAAAAAGCGUUGUUAAAUGGUAAAGCUGGAGCUCCUCGUGGUGUCCUCGGUCGUGUGGCACUUGGGGACACGAUGGUGAGUGUGGCAGUGGUUGGACUUGAUGGCUUUAAAGGUCUUUUCCAACCUGAGUGAUUCUGUGUGUGCAUGCUUAAUUAGGUCAGUCAUUAAUGAAGGGGGGGCUGCAGAGGCACAGCUGGACCCGGCUCCCUUUUCCUCUGGCUCUCCCACCCCCAGAGGUUCCCUCUCCCCGGGGCUGGGAUCUGUCCCUGUCCCCUGCACCAAGCCCCGUCCCUCCCUGUCCCCAGCAGCCCAAAUCCCGGGUGUGCAGGGCAGCCAGGCUGGUUCUGUCCCCUGGGCUGGGCUUUGUCCCCAGCCUGAGCCCCUCAGCGGGCUGGGCAGGAGCCUGGAGCCAGGAGGGGGGGACAGCUCUGGAGGGGGCAGCCCUGGAGGGGACAGCUCUGGAGGGGACAGCUCUGGAGGGGGCAGCCCUGGAGGGGACAGCUCUGGAGGGGACAGCUCUGGUGCUGCCUGGAAUGAGCCCCAGUGCCUUAUCCCAUUCCCAGCCCCAUCCCAGCCCCCCUGGCUCUCCCAGCUGGGUGGGGCUGGGCCGGGGCAGCAGCAGCCCCCCCUUUGUGCCCUGGCUUUGCCUCUGGGGCCCAGGCCAGGCUGGCCCUGCUGCUGCCACCCCUGUGUGCCCUGGCAGGGCUGGGAGAGCUGCUGGGACCUGGGGCAUCAGGGAAUGUCCUGCUCCAGCUGCUGGGGGGACCCUCCCUGCCCCCCCUGCGAGGGGUAGGGGCUGCAGGAGCUGCAGGGGUUGUGGGGGCUGCAGGGGCUGCAGGGGUUGUGGGAGCUGCAGGGGCUGCAGCCCUCCCACCCUGGGAGCCGCUGUCCCACCCGAGCCCAGCCCCAGAGCUCUGCCAGCUGCCAAGACCAGGCCUUAAACCAGGAGUUAAAUCAAGCAUUAAACCAGGAAAUAAAUCAGGCCUUAAACCAGGAAAUAAAACAGGCCUUAAACCAGGAGUUAAAAUUAAACCAGGCCUUAAACCAGGAGAUAAACCAGGUGUUAAGCCAGGACUUAAAAUUAAACCAGGAGAUAGACUAAUAGAGAAACCAGGAGUUAAAAUUAAACCAGGCCUUAAAUGAGGAGUUAAACCAGGCCUGACCUGGGCUCUCCCCCAGGCAGGGCUCGGGGUGGGAGCUGCAGUGUGAACAGAAGGGAUCUGGAGCACACGGCCCUGCUCCUCCAGCUCAGCUCUAAUCACUGAUGGGUUUGUUUUAACCCCUAGGAUUAAUUACUGCUCAAUUAACAGCGUUUGCAGGGCUGCAGCCCUGGCAGGUGAGCCCGGGGUGUGGGGGGCAGUGGUGGCACUGCCCCGUGCGGGGCAGGCAGGAGUGGCUGCAGCUCCUCUGCAUCCUGGCUCAGCUGGAAAAACGUGCAAUAAAUUAAUUUUCAAGCCUC